Branchiostoma floridae (Florida lancelet) is the source of this 3636-nucleotide messenger RNA. RefSeq names its product endoplasmic reticulum membrane sensor NFE2L1-like. Bases 635 to 2761 code for a protein of 708 amino acids. Lineage: Eukaryota; Metazoa; Chordata; Leptocardii; Amphioxiformes; Branchiostomatidae. The record is from RefSeq and is a predicted model, not a curated record. Gene Ontology annotation, molecular function: DNA-binding transcription factor activity, RNA polymerase II-specific; RNA polymerase II cis-regulatory region sequence-specific DNA binding. The transcript has 6 exons. Gene Ontology annotation, cellular component: nucleus. Gene Ontology annotation, biological process: regulation of transcription by RNA polymerase II.
CGCUGUGGGUAGUUCUGUCAGCGAGAUUUUGCCGACUCAUGGUGGGCCUAUUGAGGUGCCGAAUGGGGGCUAUUUUUCACAAAAACCGCCGUUAAAAUCAGCCGCCAAGCUUUUGUAAAAGAUCGUAGACACUCCAGGACUCGUUUGGGACGAGAAGCCACCAAGAGGAAGCGUUCUAGUAGGUUUAUGUCGGUUGUCGUGUGGGCUACGUUCGGUGCCAUGCCUGUUGCGCGGUUUCCGUAACGUGCCCCACUGCCCCCCUCCCCACACCUCGCCGGGCCCCAGCCCAAACCGCAGGCGGACCUGACUGGACCAUUACGUCAGUUUCUACAAACAGACCGGCCCUGACCGAACCGUCAUCAUUUCAAGAACCUGGAAGCUUCCACCACGAAAACAAACACAGUUCAUAUUUUGUGAGUGAACGCCGUUGCGCAGUUCGUUUAUGCCAGUCGAAGAGGCGAAUAUGGAGUAGACUGGUAGCACGUUGUUCUGAGCGAAUUCGAUAAGGGCCCUUUGUUCUGUGUCACUGCCUUUGUCUUUGUACUCAACGAGGGGGGCUGAGAGAGGAAGAAAGAAAAGCCGAGGAAGUUACCGAGCUUUCAUCCGGGUGACGUUCGACAUCCUUUCCGAAAUAAUGGUGAAGAAACAUUUCUACGAUGGACUAGUGCAGCUCGCUAUUCUCUUCAGUUUGCUGGGGACGGACAUCAACUCAUACCUGAACAGUCAAGACCAGAACCAAGGAACCAGUCUACAAGAAAUCAUCCAAGGACAGAACCUUGCUCUGACUCAAUCUCCAAGUCCGUUCAAUCCCAAUCUGUUGACUGGUUACCUGAAUUUAAAAUCUGCGCAUCAUGAUCGGUAUGAAAGAGAGCGAGAGAUACUCCAAGAGCUGCACAAACUCAAGCCGAGCUCCAAGGCUUUUCCGUUGGACAUUACAGCCCUUCUGUUGGAAGGAGGGGUGCAGACGGAAGAAGGGACACAUGUAACAGCUGAGGAACCAUCUUCACAACAAGCAGAACCAAACCUAGGCAACCCUGCAGAAAAUGAAGUUGAAGGAGCCACAGGACCAUCCCCUGUUGGGGACCUUACAAAAGAGGACAUGGAUCUCAUCAAGGUCUUGUGGCAGCAGGACAUCGACCUUGGUGCUGGGCUGGAGGUGUUCGAUGCCGGGCUCCGACAGCAGGAGCUGGAGAAACAACGAGCCUUGGAGAAGGAGAAGGAAGAGUGCAGCAAGGCUCAGGAGUGGCAGGAAGGUGUGGACUACUUUGUGGACUCUGAGACAGGAGAGCACAUUCCUCUUCCACCCAGGCAGCCUGAGAUGGCGCCUCAACAGCCCUCCACUGAACCCAUAAUGACGAUGGAUCAGUGUAUGCAGUACCUACAGAGCAUGAUUCCAGUCCCAGAGGCAGAACAACCACAGGUUCCAAGUCCUCCAGCUACGGUUCCAGAUUUGGACCAAACGCUGCAGGACUUAGCCAGUAUUGAGGAACUGGGGUUGGGCCUGCCACAACAAUACAGCUACAGCCACAACACACAAGACACAGUAAGCCAGCCCAGCCCAGUGUCCAACAUCAACACCAACGUCAGCCUGGUGAACGCCAUCAACGCCACGCUGGACGACGGCCUGCUUCCUCCGGCCGACCUGCCCAGCGACGCCCAGAACCUGACCCAGAUGCCCAUCAUGGACAACUUCGACCUGAACAUGACGCAGCUUCUCCUGAACACAGACCCAUCGGAGUUUGACCAGCUUCUGUCCGGAGGGAUGCUGGACGACACCAGCUUGAUGGACGUGGACUUCAACAACAUCAGCGAGGCCGGGAGCGAUUCCGGGCUGUCGCUACACGACAACGAGACGUCGUCCAUGUCCGAGCACGAGUCCAGCUCAGCCUACGACAUGAGCUCCAACUGCGACGGCAGCAGCGAGUGCGACAUGGACAUGCUGGGAGCCACCGGCGUGUCCCGGACGGAGCUCCAGGACAUCAAUUUCGAAGAAGGCGAUGCAGAAGAAGGCGCCGUGGGUUACCAGCCCGUGUUCAAGUCGUGCGGGAUGGAAGCCAUCAGCAACCACAGCUACUCAGGGAACCAGCCCGGCGACCAGCCGUCCUUCCAGGCCUCCAAGGAGCACGUCAACCACAACCACACCUACCCGCUCCCUCCUGGCUCCGAGAAGCAGCACAUGCGCCGCGGCGGCUCGUCCCGACGCAACGGCACCCCGCCACGAGGCUCGGACAGCGACAGCAAGGCCGGGAGGAGAAGGUCAAAAGAUGAGCGCCGCGCCAAACAGCUGAAGGUUCCCUUCUCCGUGGACAGGAUCAUCUCUACACCUGUCGAUGACUUCAACGACAUGCUGGCUCAGCAUCCGCUGACUGAUGCACAGCUGCAGCUCAUCCGAGACAUCAGACGCCGUGGCAAAAAUAAGAUUGCAGCACAGAACUGCAGAAAAAGGAAGAUCGACACCAUCUACACUCUGGACGAUGAUGUCAAACAACUGAUGGAAGACAAAGAACGGCUGAUCAAGGAACAGGGCAUGAUUGACAAGAGCCUGCGCAGCAUGCGGGACAAGUUCGACAAGCUCUACCAGGAGGUGUUCCGCUCGCUACGCGACGACAACGGGCAGCCCUACUCCCCCGACGAGUUCUCUCUGCAGCAAACAAGCGACGGGAACGUGUUCCUGGUUCCCACCAACUCUACGGUGUCCUCGACUGCAACACGCACAAAUCCAAAAGGAAAGAAGAGAAAAGGGUCCAAGAGCAACAAGUAGAUGUGUAUGUAUGUUAAACCAAAGUCACAGGAGUGCUCUUUUCUCCAGAGUUUGUAAAGUGACCCUGUAGCAAGAUAUAAUGAAUGCUGAGAUUGUUUGAAGGAAGGUUGUAGUGUGAAUGAAUCAGAAAGUAGCUCUGUACAUGUAUUUUCUGUCUCACUUUUUUUGGGCGUAAUUUCAAAGACUGCAGUUCAGUUCUAGCCUUGUGCAAUACUUAAAAAAAAUAAGGGUCUUCUUUGGACAGACAGUUCUUUUGAGUCCACAUUUUUUGUUUAAUUCUUUUCAAGAAAGUACAUCAGUUCUUUUUCAAAACAAGUUUGGAAAAAUAGAUGUGCAUGACAUCUUUGCUCAAACAAAUGUGCUUCACUUUUCAGUUUGAAUGUAUGUUAGAGCAUAAGGCUUCUGUCAACACAAAAGGUACACAGAAAACCAAACGUAAUGAAAAAUGUGCUGUAUCGCUAGUGUUUAGAGAGGAAAAAAGGUAUCUGGCAUAUCUUGCGUUUCAGUGCUCCCUUCUACGAUGCUGUAAAUACUUAUUGUACAAAAUUUUCUAUGCGGUUAACAAACUUAAAUGUAGUUUGUUGUGAUGAUAGAGGGGCUUGCAAGAAUUAGAAGUAGUGAGGAAGACCAUGCUUACCAAAGCAACUUGUAAAUAUCCUAAUGAUGAAAGAGUCCAAAGGACUUAGAAAGUAGCUUUAUACUUGAACAUUGUACAUAGAUAUGUUGCCCCAAUAUGCAUUGAGACAAAAAAAAGAAAAUAUGUUUUUGUUUAAGGUAGUCAUUAUGAUGUUGUUUAGUUUGCCACAAAGCUAAUUGCAUCUGGAGAAAGAAACGUGUAUAUAAAAACGAGUCUAGAAUGAAUAAAGAUAUGUUUA